AUGAAGACAAAAAAACAAAAGGUGGUGACUAAUCCAAUUCGCAGGCCAAGAACACGUUCAGUCAUCACUGCUUCUAAUCAGAUGGAAAGUACUGCCCAAUCUUCACCACUAGCUGAGAACUUACCACCUCCCCCACCCCUGCUUGAAAAUCUUCCACCUCCCCCUCCCCUGCCUGAAAAUCUUCCACCUCCCCCUCCCCUGCCUGAAAAUUUUCCACCACCCCCUCCCCUGCGUGAAGAACUUCAACCUCCCCUCCCAUCGAAAAAGAUGCCUCCAGUUCAAACAGAAUCUCAAGAUGAGGCACUUGAAAGAAAAAAGGGUAGGGGACCAACAUUGAUGAAUAAUGUGUACACAAGGAGGCCUGAUGAGAAGAAGAUUAUUAAGUUAAACUUCGAGCUUCAGGCCAUUGCUGAUGAUGACAAGGUCUUGUCUGAGUUCAAAAACUUUUUGGGGACUUUGAGUAGACAGAGUGUGCCACUUGAUUGCAUUAAUUGGCGUAGAUUUCCUGAAAAACGGAAGGAUGAGCUAUGGAGUUUUGUCAAGACCAAAUAUGACAUUCCUGAAGAAGGAAGAACAUAUACAUUACGCACUAUUGGUUCUUUGUGGAGGCUGCACAAGACCAGAAUUAAGAAGGAUCAUUAUUUCAAAUAUGAUAAUGAUGAUGAUAGACUAAAAAAUAAGCCUGAGGUCAUUCCAGUCGAAGAAUUAAAGGUGCUACUUAAUUACUGGGCAGAUGAAGAAGUGCAGAAAACAGAGAAGAAGAUCCCACCUGAACAAUUAGCUCCAAAGGGUAAUAUUUAUGAGAUAACACAUAAACGGGACCCUAAACGCAAAUACAAGACAAAUCCUGAUGCCGAAGAUGAAAAUGAGGAGCCAGUCAAAAAAACCAAGCCAUGGACCGAAUUGGCUUUUGGGCAGAUCAGGGUAAUGGCAAAAUUGGGAGAUAUCAAUCCUGAUUUCAAAAACCUUGAUGUUGAAGAUUUGUGGGCUGGUGAUGCAAGUGAAGAAGAUGAAGAGGACAAUGGUGAGGAUGAUAACAACAGUGAAGAAGAUGACAUUGGCGAGGAAGGUCACGAAGACGAGGAUGACAACAAUUAA
Molecule: messenger RNA, 1098 nt
Organism: Daucus carota subsp. sativus
Lineage: Eukaryota; Viridiplantae; Streptophyta; Magnoliopsida; Apiales; Apiaceae
Product: protein PAF1 homolog
Exons: 7
Coding region: 1-1098 (365 amino acids)
Source: RefSeq, a predicted model, not a curated record